AUGGCUCAUUUGCUUCUCUUUGUAUUGGUGUUUGCGGCUCAACUGAUUGCUGGAUUCAGUACCCAAAAACUACCAACAUCCCACUCUGGAAGCAUGAUAACUAUCCUGAGCAUUGAUGGUGGUGGUAUCAAGGGGAUUAUUCCAGCAACAGUUCUUAAUUACUUGGAUAAGGCUCUCAAGGCAAAGGAUCCAAAUGCAGAUUUAGCACAUUAUUUUGACGUGAUAGGAGGGACAAGCACGGGUGGACUCAUAACAGCUAUGUUAGCUGCCCCAAGCCCUGAUGACCCUAGUCGUGCUGCCUUUACUCCUGCACAAAUUGUAGACUUCUACGUAGAAGAUGGCCCUCAUAUAUUCAAUACAUCUAAUCCUGGAGACGGUCCCAUAUUCGAUGGUCAGUAUUUACAUAACAUAACACGUGAACUGUUGAAGGACACACGACUUAAUCAAACAUUGACAAAAGUUGUAAUCCCAACUUUCGACCUCAAGAGACAAAAGCCAGUUAUAUUUUCAAGCUACAAGCUUGAGAGUGCUCCCUACUUAAAUGCCUUGUUGUCUGAUAUAUGCAUAUCAACUUCAGCUGCACCCGUGUAUCUGCCACCCUACUAUUUUGUGAAUGAUGGUGUUGAGUUCAAUAUGAUUGAUGGUGGUGCAGCAGCUGGGAAUCCGACACAAGCUACGGUGAGUGAAGUGUUACAACACAAUAAGUAUCCCAAAAUCCUAGUGUUGUCUUUAGGGACUGGAACAACGAAAAUUGAGGAGAUCUAUGAUGUUCAAAUGGCUGCCACAUGGAACCUUCUAGACUGGAUUACUAAAGGAAUAGGUCUUCUUGGUGGUGGUUCAACAGCCAUGACUGAAUUGUACCUUGCUUCACUCUUCUUAGGCUUCCAACCUGGCAAUACCUACCUUCGAAUUGAGGAAUAUAACUUGGAUCCUGCUUUCACCGACAUGGCUAAUGUUACAAAAGAAAACUUGAAGGGUCUUAGUGACACUGGAAUAAAUCUGUUAAAAGAAAAAGUUGUGAGGAUGAAUUUGGAUACUUUUAAUUUUGAAGACGCAGGGGAAGGAACAAAUGCUGAGGCUCUUGACAGGUUGGCUGAGAUUUUGUAUGAAGAAAGACAGGAUCGUCUGAAACGAAAGUCUACUGAAAGAGGAGGAAGACCAUUUCUUGAAACUCUUAGGGUUCCUUCAGACAAAACCCUAGCUAAUUGGGCAUUUCUAAAUAACAUAUUUAUAUAA
This is a messenger RNA of Sphenostylis stenocarpa, 1236 nucleotides long. The record is from the annotation of a GenBank genome assembly. NCBI's taxonomy places the organism in Eukaryota, Viridiplantae, Streptophyta, Magnoliopsida, Fabales, Fabaceae.